This is a messenger RNA of Lobosporangium transversale, 827 nucleotides long. RefSeq lists its product as hypothetical. The record is from RefSeq and is a predicted model, not a curated record. The transcript is spliced from 3 exons. NCBI's taxonomy places the organism in Eukaryota, Fungi, Mortierellomycota, Mortierellomycetes, Mortierellales, Mortierellaceae. The annotation marks the transcript as partial.
AUGCUAACAUUUCUGCCAUUGCCGCGCUCUCUUAUCUUUCUAGAGUCAUCGGAACAGAUUCUCAAGAGAAAAAUGGAUGAAGAUCCACAGUAUAUUUCACCUUCAAAGAAGAUGCGCAUUGAGGAAGGGUGGAGAGAAUACAGGGCUUCUGAUGGAAAAUGGUCACGUUACCACCCUCUUGGAUCGCAAUGCUGGAGAAUCCUGAAGACCCGCCCGAUGCACCUUGGUGAUCAAGUUCACAUUCCAUCCUUGGGCCUCACACCGAAAGAAUUUGAGGAAUAUAAUUCGGGAUUUAUAAUUACGGAUCAGAUGCUAGAAUUGUGGAAGGAGAUUAGUGCUGAACAAAGGUUUUCAUUUCGGCGAGUCCUUUCUGGUCCUAUGGGGGUUGGCAAGUCAUAUCUAUCCUAUUUCCUUGCUGCAAAAGGAUAUGCGGAAGGGUGGCUUACCCUUUAUAUACCAGAUGCCGCGAUAUUAAAUGAAAGUUCGGAUACAAAAUCGGCAAAGGCACUGUUAAGGCGCUUCUUCGCUUUCAACAGGGAUAUCUUGACGGCAUCUGAUCUGGAAAGUCUCCUCGACUUUUCUGAAGUUAUAGAUUGCUCAAUUGUGGCUGCUCGCGCAGUAUUCGACCUAUUCAAACAGAAGGAGCGCAAAACACUGUUCAUUAUCGACGAACAUGGAGAGUUAUUCCAAAAAGAGCCGUAUGUGCCGGAUAAAUACCCGUUCCUGAAGCAUCUAAUGAACCUUAAUCUAUGGCAGUCUCAUUACAAAGGAUCUAGAGUGAUAUUUACAGGAACAGCCCAUGCCAAAUAUGAAUUGCAGAUUAUGGA